GUCUGACUGAAUUCAGCUGUUCCAAAUCAUUGUUUGAUGGUGUUGGAGUUUCCUGUUGUGCUGCAUGCACGUCGCAAGUGUAUUCAACUGGCAGCUUCACCUCGUCCUGCCCACAGAGCAGCAGUGAUACACUGAAGAGGAGACAUCUGGCCCUAGGCUUUCCUAAGGAGACGGUGUCUUUGGCACACGAUAAUAUUGCUGUAGUUCCCACAUUCGCUUGAAUUGUCAUAUGAAUUCUGUGAUGUGGAUGUGCAUGUAAUAGAAAUAAUGGACCAGGACAGCAAGAGUGCAAGCUUCUCAGAAAGCCUCGUGCUGGAUAACGCUGAGAAAGGAGUUGUUGUUGCAGGAAUCAAAGACAACACAAUCUCUCCAAAAAGUGGAGAAAGGUUUGUUGCAGCAACAAUACAACUUGGUAAACUUGAGAAAAACGAUGUGGAGAAAAUCUUGAAGGUGCUGGAGCCGUACGAAAGCAACAUAAAUCUUCUGACAGAGAAGGACUUGAACCCCGGUGUUGACCUUGGCUCUUUGGGAGUAGGUCUCAAAGAUUCGGCAGCGAUAUUACAGAAGGAUCUAUCGCUGGAUGCAUCAGCUCAGGGACCAACCGUUUCCCUUGAUGGCCUGAAUGGAAAGCUUAAUGAUGCACAAGGGUUGGGGGUAAAAAUAAGUGAACCGACUCUUAAUGGAGACCUUCCCAGUCUUAGCCUAAAUAAGCCAUCAACUGCUGCUGGUGCCACAUUUAAAAUGCCCUCCGCAGGGCUUACAAUGCCAGACAUAAAAUCAGAUUCAAGUGGAACCCUAGAAGUACCUGAUAUCAGUGUCUCAGCUCCCAAUCUUAACACUCCCAUUGCAACACUAGACAUCAACAAACCAGAAGUCGAAGGCAAAAUGAAACACAAGGCCCCGAAAUUCACAAUGCCACACUUCAAUCUACCUGAUCUUGAUGCACCAAAAGCAGACAUUGAUGUCUCUGGUGAUCCAGGUCUUCCUUCAGUCAGUGGAAGUAUGGAGAGACCAGACCUCAACCUGUCAGCUCCAAAGUUAGAUUUGAAAAGUAAUGAUUUGGAGCUGAAUGGGCCAAAAGUGGAUUUGAAUAGUCCUGAUGUAAAUGUAAAGGCCCCAGAUGCUAAUAUUGAGGCACCCUCAGGGAAAAUCAAGUGGCCCCAUCUAAAAUGGAAAAGUCAAAAACUCAAAGGACCAGAUGCUGACCUGUCCACACCUAAUGCCAGCAUUUCCACACCAAAGAUUGAUGGUGAUCUAAGUACCCCAGAUGUGAAUGUUGGCUCAGCUCAAGCUGAUAUUAAAGGCCCUGAUCUAGAUGUUCAAACCCCAGAUCUUAACGUUGAUGCCCCUUCUGGUAAGAUCAACUGGCCUCACCUGAAAUGGAAGAAGCCCAAACUUGAAGGAUCAAAAGCAGACUUGGACAUGGAUGCAGACCUAAAGAAACCUGAUUUAAGUCUUUCAGCUCCAAAGAUUGAGGGUGACAUUAAUGUACCAAAUGCUGAGCUGAGUCUUCCAGAAACAGAGCUAAAGGCCCCGGGUGUAGAUGUUCAUGCCCCAGACGCUGACAUUGAUGCUCCUUCAGGAAAAAUUAACUGGCCUCAUCUAAAGUGGAAAAAAUCCAAACUUAAUGGGCCAAAAGCUGAUAUGGACCUCAAUGCAGAUUUAAGCCCACCAGAUGCUUCAGUUCCAAAAAUUGAUGGGGAGAUUAGUACACCUGACGUGAGCCUCAAUUUACCCAAAGCUGACGUUGAUAUCAAAGCACCAGAUGCUGACAUAAAUCCACCGUCUGGCAAAAUCAAGUUCCCAACACUGAGAAAACCUAAAUUCUUGGUUUCUGGGCCAAAGGUGAAAGCUCCAGAUGUUGAUGUUGAUGCUGAUGUGAAAGCACCUGACCUCAGUCUGUCUGCUGAAGCACCUGAUGCUGAUCUGAAUUUACCAAAAGCUGACCUUGAUAUCAAAGCACCAGAUGCUGACAUAAACCCACCGUCUGGCAAAAUCAAGUUCCCAACACUGAAAAAACCUAAAUUCUUGGUUUCUGGGCCAAAGGUGAAAACCCCAGAUGUUGAUGCUGAUGUGAAAGCACCUAACCUCAGUCUGUCUGCUGAAGCACCUGAUGGUGAUCUGAAUUUACCAAAAGCCGAUGUUGAAGCACCAAAUGUAGACAUUGAAUCUCCAUCUGGAAAGAUCAAAUUACCAACUAUGAAAAAGCCAAAAUGGUCAAUCUCGGGUCCUAAGGUUAAUGGUCCAGAUGUUAAUGCUGAUGUGAAGGCACCUGACCUCAGUCUGUCUGCUGAAGCACCUGACCUCAGUCUGUCUGCUGAAGCACCUGAUGCUGAUCUGAAUUUACCAAAAGCUGACCUUGAUAUCAAAGCACCAGAUGCUGACAUAAACCCACCUUCUGGCAAAAUCAAGUUCCCAACACUGAAAAAACCUAAAUUCUUGGUUUCUGGGCCAAAGGUGAAAACCCCAGAUGUUGAUGCUGAUGCUGAUGUGAAAGCACCUGACCUCAGUCUGUCUGCUGAAGCACCUGAUGGUGAUCUGAAUUUACCAAAAGCCGAUGUUGAAGCACCAAAUGUAGACAUUGAAUCUCCAUCUGGAAAGAUAAAGUUGCCCACUAUGAAAAAGCCAAAAUGGUCAAUCUCGGGUCCUAAGGUUAAUGGUCCAGAUGUUGAUGCUGAUGUGAAAGCACCUGACCUCAGUCUGUCUGCUGAAGCACCUGAUGCUGAUCUGAACUUACCAAAAGCUGACCUUGAUAUCAAAGCACCAGAUGCUGACAUAAACCCACCGUCUGGCAAAAUCAAGUUCCCUACACUGAAAACACCUAAAUUCUUGGUUUCUGGGCCAAAGUUGAAAACCCCAGAUGUUGAUGCUGAUGUGAAAGCACCUGACCUCAGUCUGUCUGCUGAAGCACCUGAUGCUGAUCUGAACUUACCAAAAGCUGACCUUGAUAUCAAAGCACCAGAUGCUGACAUAAACCCACCGUCUGGCAAAAUCAAGUUCCCUACACUGAAAACACCUAAAUUCUUGGUUUCUGGGCCAAAGUUGAAAACCCCAGAUGUUGAUGCUGAUGUGAAAGCACCUGACCUCAGUCUGUCUGCUGAAGCACCUGAUGGUGAUCUGAAUUUACCAAAAGCCGAUGUUGAAGCACCAAAUGUAGACAUUGAAUCUCCAUCUGGAAAGAUCAAAUUGCCCACUAUGAAAAAGCCAAAAUGGUCAAUCUCGGGUCCUAAGGUUAAUGGUCCAGAUGUUGAUUUAGAUGCUGGUGUUUCAACCCCUGACUUGAAUCUCUCAGCUCCAAAUAUGGAUGGUGAGAUAAAUGCACCAGAUGUGGAUCUAAAUUUACCAAAAGCUGAACUGGAAGCCCCCAAAUUUGAUGUAGAAUCUCCAGAUGUUGACAUUGAAGCCCCAUCUGGAAAAUUCAAAUGGUUCCAAUUCAAGAAACCCAAAUUUGGCACACUGAAAGGUCCAAAGGCUGAUAUUGACUCUAAUGUGACGAUACCAGAGGUGGACCUCAAAAAGGCUGAUGCAGAAAUAAGUGCACCAGAUGUUAAUCUUUCUGCAUCAAAUAUUGACGCCAAUAUCAGUGGCCCAGACCUUAACCUUGGUGGUCCAGAUCUUGAUGCACCUGAUGCAAAGGUGAAGUUUCCCAAAUUUAAAUUUCCCAAACUCAAAGGAUCACAAGUCCAGGGUCCCAGUGUGGAUGCUGAUUUAAAAACACCUCAUAUUGAUGCAAGUCUUGAUACACCAAAAGCUGAAGUGAAUGCACCUAGUGCAAACCUCAGAGCGGAACCUCUCUCCUUGUCUGCACCAAAAGUUAAUGGUGGUCUUGAUGCGCCAGAUCUUGACGUAAAUUUACCGAAAGCUGAUCUAAAAGGCCCCAGUGUAGACAUUCAAGCUCCAGAGGCUGAUGCCCAUGCAGGAAAAAUCAAGCUUCCCCAAAUAAAAUGGCCAAAGUUUGGCACAUCGGCGCCAAAAGUGAAAGGACCAAAUCUUGAUGUUGAUGCUGAUCUACAACGUCCAGAUCUAGGUCUGUCUGUUCCUGAUGUAAAUGCAAAGUUACCCAGUGCAGACUUGACAGCACCCAAUGUUGAACUAAAAGCAUCAGACUUGAGUCUCUCAGCCCCCAAACUUGAGGGAGACAUUGGUACUCCAGGCAUUGAUGCUGGUCUUAAAACUGGUAUUGAUCUUUCUGCACCAAAAGUUAAUGGUGGUCUUGAUGCGCCAGAUCUUGACGUAAAUUUACCGAAAGCUGAUCUAAAAGGCCCCAGUGUAGACAUUCAAGCUCCAGAGGCUGAUGCCCAUGCAGGAAAAAUCAAGCUUCCCCAAAUAAAAUGGCCAAAGUUUGGCACAUCGGCGCCAAAAGUGAAAGGACCAAAUCUUGAUGUUGAUGCUGAUCUACAACGUCCAGAUCUAGGUCUGUCUGUUCCUGAUGUAAAUGCAAAGUUACCCAGUGCAGACUUGACAGCACCCAAUGUUGAACUAAAAGCAUCAGACUUGAGUCUCUCAGCCCCCAAACUUGAGGGAGACAUUGGUACUCCAGGCAUUGAUGCUGGUCUCAAAACUGGCAUUGAUCCCAACGUGAAUGUUGGUUUGCCUGAAACUGAUAUCAAGGCACCCAGUCUACAUCUGCCAAAAGCUGACCUCCACUCAUCUGAUCUCAGCUUGAAAACACCAAAUGUCAACCUUUAUCCACCCAAAAUUGGUGGUAGUCUCUCAGCACCAAACAUAGACACGAGUAUGCCAAAAAUUGAAGUAGAAGCACCCGAUGCCAAUGUGAAAUCUCCAGGUUUGGAUGUCAACCUGCCAGAAGCAGACCUCAAAGAUUCCAAUAUCCACUUGAAAACUCCAGAUCUGGAUUUGAAUACCCACCUUGGUGACUUUAAAAUGCCACAUUACAAUCAUCCAAAACUUGAUCUUUCAAGUCCUGAAGUAGAAGCUCCCAGUAUUAAUCCCACAGUUGAGGCUGGAAUUAAGGUACCUGGAGUCAGCACAGAUAUGCCUACAACAGAUGCACACAUCUCUGUUCCUGCAGUAGAUUUGAAUGCACCAAAUGUAGGUGAUAUUAAAGGACCUGAUGUAGAUGUGAAAGCUCCAGAUGUAGAUGCAAGUCUUGAGAAGCCCAAGAUGCCACAUUUCAAGAUCCCAAAGUUUAGUCUUUUUGGAUCUAAAGCAAAAUCUCCUGAGACUAAUGCCAGUGCAGAUCUUGAGGGGAGUGGCUCUGACUCUGAUGUGGUGGAGGUGGAGGUUCCUGUAUUCAAGUUCCACAGACUGCCCCAAAUCAACAUUGAUGGCAUUGGAGGAAUUACUGAAGCACUGAGCUCAAUAAAAUCUGACUUGGAGGAGAAGGAUUUUGUUUUCAGUAAAGGAAUCCGCUUGCCAGUAGUGAAUGCAACAGCAAAAGGAGGAGAAAAGAUUGACAUUUUGGAGAGAUUGAAAAUCGCAAGAGAAAAGGCGUCCUCAGUGAAUGUGUCGCCAACAGAAGAGAAAACUGAUAUUGACCUACAACACACUGGCGCAGGUCUUGAUGCUAAUACAUCUACAGGUGCAGGAGAUGCGUCUUUGGUCAGAGGAGGCACUUUCAAAGUAGACAAACCAGAGUCUACGCUGGGGCUGACCGUACCUGAUAUUUCUACAUCAGAUGAAAAUGACAAAUAUUCACUGAGCCUUUCUAAUAUGCUUGGCCUUAAUGUCAAGGAUUCUGAUGCCAACUGAUCGUUCAAAGGUUGGCCUGAUAAAUGAAGCUCCAGUCCAUAAAUGUAUGAAUACAUGCAGCGUAACUGAUUUUCAUGUUUUAGUUUGUGACAUAAGAGAGACUAGCUGUAACUAAUCCAUCCAUCUUGUUGUAGUUUUAAUAAUAAUUAGCAUAAUAGAGUUCAGUUGUUGAUACAAUCUAUGUAUAUUUUCCUGUUAUUUAUAAGCUUUUUCUAAAUGUUAAUUUGAAAUUACUUUACUUUCAGUAUUGCUUGUGAUCACCAUAAACUUUGUCUAGCAAGUGCUUUACUAAAUAUUUUAAAGGAUAAAUGAAUUGUGUGAAUGUGUUACUCUUCGUUCAAUAAAUCAUUACAAUGUCCAAAAUAAAAAUGUCCAGUAAUUAAAGCCA
This is a messenger RNA of Maylandia zebra (zebra mbuna), 6100 nucleotides long. RefSeq lists its product as uncharacterized. Gene Ontology annotation, biological process: regulation of RNA splicing. Lineage: Eukaryota; Metazoa; Chordata; Actinopteri; Cichliformes; Cichlidae. Gene Ontology annotation, cellular component: nucleus; cytoplasm. The record is from RefSeq and is a predicted model, not a curated record.